Messenger RNA from Canariomyces notabilis, 965 nucleotides. RefSeq lists its product as uncharacterized. The record is from RefSeq and is a predicted model, not a curated record. Lineage: Eukaryota; Fungi; Ascomycota; Sordariomycetes; Sordariales; Chaetomiaceae. The transcript has 2 exons. The coding region runs from base 183 to 728 and encodes 181 amino acids.
AAAUCAUGUCGGGUUCGAUGCCUUGGCGUUGAUGCUUUGCGUUGUGGCGCCUAGGCGGAGAAGAUCAAAGUUGAAGCUCGCGUUUUGCAACAAGAACUGUAAGUUUACACGUGUAGGUGCGGGAAGGGUGCUGCGUGCAUCAAGGAGGCACGCGCGUCGUGAUCGCACUGCUGUUGCCGCUGAUGGCGAAGGACAGGGGCAAACCCAGGGGCGGUAAGGCCAAGUCGGCUUUGCUGUUCUUUUCGUUGCCCGAGUCCAGGGUCGUUGCCGAUCGGGACUCUCGGCUGUUGCCGAGCUUAGUUUCUCCCCUUUCUCCCUCGGUCAGCCAGUUGUUGAUAUCGUACCCUCGCAGCGUGGGGGUUCCAAACGUGCUCCUUCCCACAUCGUGGCGAUCGGCUCAUCGACGGUCGGAAAAAGAAGGAACGCAGCGCAACGAGCCUUCCACGACCCCCGUCGAGCUCGACCGCAAGCAUGCCUUGCGCUUUCCCAACUGGCCGACGUUGUUCUCUCUGUUUUCUUCUGACAAACACACGCCUUUCCACAGAAGCCACUGCCGGAUGCCUGUAGGACCGGCAGCGGCGCUGUCUCCAGCUGCUUUGCCUGCGAUGAGAGCGCGCGCAACGUAUGUCCCGAUUCUGAUUCCUGGUAGUGCAAUGCACCAUCUUUCAGGUUCCCGCCCCCGUGGUGACCCCACUCGCUCCCAUCUUCUUAUUUCAGAUGUCUGGUAAUUGCAGGGGGAGCCAGCAAAACCCAAAAAAAAUAAAUCCUACUGAUUCAAGCUCGUGGCGUGAGGUGUGUUGCCGCCGCAAGCCAAGCAAAGAAAAAGGGGCUCCGGUCACCUCCCGAGCGGCACGCCCGGGCAUGAUGCCGACGGCAACAAGAGGGGAAGUUCCGCUUCCCGUCCGAGUGGCCAGGGCGCCUAGCCCGGUUGAUGGGGGUCUUCCCCUUUGCCCAAGUCCCAUGUC